CUUGGACAUACAUGUAUAUUAUUGUCCUUAGUGUGAAAAGGAGAAAUGGUUUGGUCAACAAAGAAGCGUAUAGUGGUAGGCAAUGUUAUUGGAUGGGGUCUGGCCUUAAUUGGCAUAGUAAUGAUACCUUUGAUGGAAUUUAUCAUCAAGAAAAAAGUACAAGAUACUGUAGUGAUCCGGAAGGGAGGGCCAGUGUAUGAGUACUGGGAAGACCCACCAGUACCCGUGUAUUUACAGAUAUACAUGUUUAAUCUGACAAAUAAAGAGGAAUUUCUUAAUGGCCAGAAACCUAGUCUUAAUCAAGUAGGCCCAUACACAUACAGUGAAAAGCGGGAAAAAUUUGAUAUAGUUUUCAAUGAAAAUGGAACAGUUUCAUAUAGACAGAAGAGAGUUUUUACAUUUGAACCAGAGAUGUCACAAGGGAAUAAGGAGACAGACAUGUACCUGUCACCUAAUCCAGUUUACUGGGCAUUAUAUAAUGCAUUAAAGUAUGAGGAUGAUAAAGUGCGGGAGGCUAUUUAUGCUGCGACUCAGUUAUUUGAUGAGCAUCCAUUAAUGUUUAGAUCAUUUGAAGAAGUUAUUUGGGGCUAUCAUGAUCCAUUACUGAAUGUCACUAAAGUUAUAGAUCCUGACUGGUUCUAUACUGAUUACAUUGGCUUCUUUAUGAAUAAAAACAACACAGAUGAUGGUGUUUAUACAGUAUAUACUGGUGCUGAUGAUAUUAAUCAACUUGGGGUAAUAGAUAGAUAUAAUGGAACAAACCAUUUAGAUUUUUGGUCGACAGAAUGGGCAAAUAUGAUAAAUGGUUCAGAUGGCACAAUCGGUCCACCAUAUUUACCAAAAGAUAUUACAUUGUAUACCUUCUCCUCUGACAUAUGCAGGAGUGUACCUGGAAUAUUUCACAAAACUGUAGAAACUUCACAAGGAAUUGCUCUUUGGAGGUUUAGUGGAGAGCCAAAAGGGCUUGCCAAUGCUACUGUCAAUCCAGACAAUAUAGGUUUCUGUACACCCACUAGAGAAAACUGUUUAGGAGCUGGUUUAGUCAACAUUUCCAACUGCCAGUCAGUUGAUUUCUUCCAUUUACCUGUUGCCAUAUCACUACCUCAUUUUUUGUUUGGAGAUCCACGGUAUAUUAAUGCUGUAUAUGGUGUCAGUCCUAAUGAAGAAGAACAUAAUACUGUCAUAGACCUAGAACCUUAUACUGGUUUAGUUCUAAAUGCAGCCAAAAGACUUCAAAUAAAUGUUUAUCUCGAACCUUUAGCUAAUAUCUCAGAGACAUUAAAUAUUAAGCCAGUAUUUUUACCAGUUUUCUGGUUAAAUGAGAGUGCCACUAUAGAUGAUAAAAGCUCGAAGAAGUUUUACCGGUUGUUGUUCACCCCACUACUGAUUAUACAUGUAACAGAAAUAGUCCUCAUUUCACUGGGAGGUUUUGUUUUUCUCUGUACUAUUAUAUAG
Messenger RNA from Ruditapes philippinarum (Manila clam), 1455 nucleotides. Its product is annotated as lysosome membrane protein 2-like. NCBI's taxonomy places the organism in Eukaryota, Metazoa, Mollusca, Bivalvia, Venerida, Veneridae. Gene Ontology annotation, cellular component: membrane; cytoplasm. Gene Ontology annotation, molecular function: scavenger receptor activity. The record is from RefSeq and is a predicted model, not a curated record.